Mesorhabditis belari is the source of this 672-nucleotide messenger RNA. The record is from the annotation of a GenBank genome assembly. Lineage: Eukaryota; Metazoa; Nematoda; Chromadorea; Rhabditida; Rhabditidae.
AUGGGGAUUGACACGAAUGCGGAAGCAGAAAACGGGGAUGAGAAGAUCGGAAAGAAUGAAGAGACAGAAAUGCGCACAAUGAUCCACUUGAUUGCGCUCUGUUUUUGUAUCUCUGUUCUUUUUGUGCCAACUUUCGGGUGUGCCCGAGGAGUGGAGGAACCACCACCGCCCGUGCCAGGUGAGAACAAUUUUGAUGCGGAAGAAAUGAUAUCCAGUCAACUCUUCACAAUUAUCAUGAACAAUAUCUCAUGUGCCACAUGUGAUGAGGAUCUCGAGGACAAGAUCGCACCCACCGAAUUCGCCUUUCCGCCCACGCCCGGCGGGCCCACCGAUAAACCGAUCGUGUUCACCUACAAAACUGCACCGAAUGGAUGUCUGGUCGCCUCAGCAGUGUGCAACCCAUCUGCUGGACCCGCAGUGAUCUCGGCACUUAUAAUCACGGAAAAAGAGCUCACCGGUCCCGGCACUCCACAAACUGAAACUCUUCAAAUUCCCCAAGAGGGUGGACCAUUGAAGACCGAGAAUUUCGGCAUCGAAUUCAAAUGUGGACCCAAGGCUGAUUGGUUGAUUGGUGGCAAAGAAGGGCGAGGCUCGGUUGGGUCAAUCAUUUGUUCGGCUCCUUUGAAGAAAACGGCUCGGGCUCGUUUUUCAAAAUCUCGAAAAUGGCUACAC